AAUUGCUUCCGAUCCGAGGUCGGCGCGAACGAUUUGCUCUAAAGUAUCAAAAUGGAUAAAGUAGAUAAAAAAAGAUUGGAAGAAUGCGGUGCUUUACCCAAAGGGUGGAGUAGAGAAGAGGUGAUUAGGAAGUCAGGCUUAUCGGCUGGAAAAUCAGACGUAUAUUACUAUAGUCCAUGUGGCAAAAAAUUCAGAAGCAAGCCACAACUUGCAAGGUUCCUUGGAGAUUCUGUCGACUUGAGCUCUUUUGACUUCCGUACAGGCAAGCUGCUCUCAGCUGGCAUUCGUAAGAGCAAGCGGUUACGGAACAUUCAUUAUGACUACAACAAAGGUACACGGCAUGAUUCCACACUGGUGCUUCCAAUACGACAGACGGCAUCCAUUUUUAAACAGCCGGUCACGACAGUGAGGAGGCAUCAGUCAAAUAAGAUAAAAACCGAUGUCAAACCAGAUACCAAAGAAUCCCCAAAACAAUUGUUCUGGGAAAAGAGAUUACAAGGAUUAAAUGCAACAGAUAUUGCUGAAGAACUAUUAAUCCAAAUGGACCUUCCUGAAGGAAUCACAAGUGUUGGACCAGGUAUGUCUGAUGAGAGUCUAAUUCAAAGUAUUGCAUCAAGUUUACAUCUUAGCACUCAGCCAAUCACAGGACAGAAUGCCUCACAGUCUCAGUUGGAAAAGAAUCCUGAUGUUUACAUCAACUCUGACCAGCCGUUGUGUAUAAAAUUUGUUGUCAGUGAAAGUGAUAUAAAAAAUCAGGAGGAUCGGGUACGAGAUGUCCGAGAACGACUGCAGAAAGUCCUUGAGGGUGAUGUGGAGGCCAUUGAAGCUGAACUUGAAGAAGAAGAGGAACCAAAUUCUGAAGGAGAGUAGCAUUCCAAAAGCUUAAGAAUGCCGAGAUAAUCACAACUCCACUGCUCAUUCCCAGGUAACCUAAUCAGCAUCUAGGGGGCAGCCUUCUGUAUGUCAUCCCAUCAUCAUAAUUAAUAAUAUUGUUCAACUCAAGCCUCAUUAGCUUCUGUAAUUUGAAAGGUAAUUUUGUUUACAUUUUGGAAAGCUAAAAGAUGCAAAUGAUAUUGCCAGUUGUAAAGCAUUUCAAGAUAUUUAAUCUGAAGGUCUUAAAUAUCUUGUAACUAAUUUAUUCAUUUUUGCUCUGUUUGUACUAUUUUAAUAUCCUUGAAUCCUUGUUAUACAGUUUACUUACUUCAUUAUGGUUCUUAUUAAGGCAGUAUUACACUAUCUUUAUUGUAAUUAUUUUUGUUAAUAUUAUUAUUGUAAUUACAGUUGUUAUUAUUAUUAUCUAAAGCUACCAUAAGUUAGUAAUAUCAAAGAGUAUACAGGUAGAAUGGCACGACGUCCGACUAUCCGUGCAUGAAAUAAAACGGAAAAUGCAAUGCUACCACAAGAUAGGGAGCGUCUUAUUUUAAUUCAAACAGAGUUUGAAAUUUGAACAGGCAUUCUCUACACACAGCACGUAUCCUAUAUGAACACAUUUUACGUGUGUAUAUCAUCUCUUUUGAAGGAUGGCCUGUAGUUUGUUGUAGUACUUUUUGAGAUUUUUAUUCCAUUCCAAGGAAAACCCAACAGUCGGACCUCUUGCCUUUCUAUACUUUUUGGUAGUAUGGGGUAAACAAUUAAGUUCUCAGACAGUUUUAUUUAUAGUGAAAAAGAAGAAAAAGCAUAGAUGCUGACUGAUUUUUUUUUUUUUUGCAUCUCAACUUUGUACUUUGUCAUAAUACAUUUUAUUCCUUUUAGACUAUAAAUAUUCUUUGAAACAUGAGAGACUAAGAUUUGGUGAUCUUAUGGCUUUGAGAAUAUGAAAAAAUGAUGCGACGAUGAUGGCAGUGUUUUUGAUUCGCAUGUUUGUGUAAAUGUGUAUCACUGAAUAUUUUGUGACUUAAACUUAAAAAUAAGAUAAUUACCUUACAUCGUAAAGAAUAAACUAAUAAUAAGUUCUCCUCUCCCACCUCCUAAUCAUUCCAGUUACCUAAGGAACUUUUACACUAAAACUCUCUUGUUUUGAGUGUUUAUUCAUACUAUAGAUUGUUUUAUAGUUUUUUUAAUUGAUGAUUAAUCCAAGAUAUUUAAUGCCGUUUCAUAUUACAAAUAUGUUUUUGCAGGGAUAUGGAAUAUAUUUGUAUCACAGGGGAUUUCCCACUUUCAUGAAUUUGGCCUCCCUCAACUUAAAUCAGUGAAUUUAGCCAUCUUGUCAGAGAAUUCAUGCCUCCCCAUACCGAAAUGACAGUAGAUUGGGCUCCCAGUGGCCACAAUUCAAAAGGAUUUCAGUCCCCAUUUUAAGGAAUUAAUCAUGCAGAGGACUGAAUUCACUAUGUAGGGCCUACAUUAUGCUUAGACGGGAGGAUGAAUUCGCUAGAGGGUGAGAGAGGGCGGAUUACCAAUUUAUAAAAAAAAAUUCUGCAUACCAUAUUAUUAAUGUAACAAUGAUGUUAUGAUGUAUGAUAGUAAAGCUACACUGUACACUGUAUGAUUCAAUGACUUGGAUUUGUAACUAUUUUUUAACAUGGACUCCACUUCCAUGUAACCCAUAUUUUCUUCACCGUUUUGGAAAUAAAUACCUGUGAAUAUA
Messenger RNA from Anneissia japonica, 2584 nucleotides. Its product is annotated as methyl-CpG-binding domain protein 2-like. The transcript has 6 exons. Gene Ontology annotation, molecular function: DNA binding. The record is from RefSeq and is a predicted model, not a curated record. Bases 52 to 870 code for a protein of 272 amino acids. NCBI's taxonomy places the organism in Eukaryota, Metazoa, Echinodermata, Crinoidea, Comatulida, Comatulidae.